AUGAGAAGAUAAAAUUAAAGCUUCCUAUCCCAUGCGGGCAUGCCCCAAUUUCAGAAGUGAGAGUGAAAGCUUUAGGAUAAAAUAUAGACUAUACAAUAUAUAUAUAUAUAUCCCCGCAAAUUCCAACUUGUUGGCCAUUUCGGACUUGUCUUCACAUGCACACAGGAGAGAGAGUCCUCAGAGCACUCCAGACUCCAGAGGUUUCUAAAAAGUCAGUAAGAGUUAUGACCCCUGAAGCUUAGCUGUGCCUCCCUUUAGUCCCCUAGUCAUGUGCCCAUAAUACUUCGUCUCUUUCCCAUUUUAACUCAUAGAUAGAUCACACCAAAUCUAGCUCUUCGCAUUUCAACUAUGUGUAUAUUACAGAAAGAAUGAGAGAAAGAGUACAAAGCUAGAGAGAGAAUGAAGAUCCAGUGUGAUGUCUGUGACAAAGAAGAGGCCUCUGUUUUCUGCUCCGCUGACGAAGCCGCCCUCUGUGAUGGUUGUGACCAUAGAGUCCACCAUGCCAACAAGCUGGCCGGCAGACACCUCCGCUUCUCUCUCCUCCACCCUCCCUUCAAAGACUCCCCUUCCUGUGAUAUCUGCCAGGAAAGACGUGCCCUUCUGUUCUGUCAAGAAGACAGAGCCAUCCUUUGCAAAGAAUGUGACAUUCCAAUACACAAAGCAAACGAACACACACAGAAACACAAUAGGUUUCUUCUCACAGGUGUGAAGCUCUCUCCCUUUUUUUCCUCAUACCCAGCUUCAUCAUCCUCCAACUAUGCUUGUGAGGUUGCCACUGAUUCCGAGGUCAAAAGCUCUGUCUCUAAUCAAUUCUAUAACGACCCAAGUGAUCCGUCUGAUUAUGAGCAGAACCCAUUACCAUCAACCUCAACAUCAACAGUAGUACCUUCCAAGGUUGAUCAUGAACAAGAGGGUUCAAUUUCAACUAGUAGCAUAUCAGAGUACUUGAUGGAGACAUUACCCGGAUGGCAAGUCGAAGAUUUUCUUGAUCCUGCAUGUUCUUCCCAUGGUUUCUGUAAGGUUUGCAAUACACCUGAGUCACCUGACUAGUAGCAUAUACUAUAUAUAUGAUGUGUGUGUGUGUGUGUGUGUAUUUUAAAUAUGUGUUGUUUGAUGAUGGGGGAAGAACUAAGUAAGGUCACUUUUAUAUAUAACUCUUUUUUUUUUUUUUUUUUUAACUGAUACUGUAUUUGGAAUUGGUUUCAGAACUAUGACUAUGAGCAUAACUUGGCAUUUAUGGAUUAUGAUGCUAAAAGCAAGUUGUAUCCUUUUUCAUCAGAAGAUUUGACUCUUUGGGUACCUCAAGCUUCACAACAAUCUCCUCAUAUGUCUCACAAAUUGAGGAAAUAACAACUAACCAUUGGCCAGAUAUGAUAUUCUCGGUGCCCCGGCCUGAAAAAGUUUCUCCCCAAACUGCUGCGAUCAAUGAACUCAAAAAGGGUGUACUCUAAAGAAACAAACAAGGUGAUGAAAGAAAGCAGAAAACGGAAGUAAAAAUGGUUCUACAGUUUUUUAGAUCAGUCAAACCAUCUCUCAAGAAACCAACAGCUUUUGUAGAAAUAUAUAGAUCUCUCUCUCUUUCUCCAAUGUAUUCAUAACCUGUGGAAUAUAAUCACUUUUUGCUAGCUGUGCCAUACUCAAUUUGGGGUUGGUUUACUUAGAUUGUUUGUAAUCUAUAUCCCAUUUAGGUGGGUACGUUAGCUAUUU
This is a messenger RNA of Cornus florida, 1707 nucleotides long. RefSeq names its product B-box zinc finger protein 20-like. NCBI's taxonomy places the organism in Eukaryota, Viridiplantae, Streptophyta, Magnoliopsida, Cornales, Cornaceae. Gene Ontology annotation, biological process: photomorphogenesis; regulation of DNA-templated transcription. The coding region runs from base 400 to 1050 and encodes 216 amino acids. The transcript is spliced from 2 exons. Gene Ontology annotation, cellular component: nucleus. Gene Ontology annotation, molecular function: zinc ion binding. The record is from RefSeq and is a predicted model, not a curated record.